Molecule: messenger RNA, 7479 nt
Organism: Perognathus longimembris pacificus (Pacific pocket mouse)
Lineage: Eukaryota; Metazoa; Chordata; Mammalia; Rodentia; Heteromyidae
Gene: Wnt5a
Product: Wnt family member 5A
Exons: 5
Coding region: 2030-3178 (382 amino acids)
Biological process (GO): neuron differentiation; canonical Wnt signaling pathway; multicellular organism development
Cellular component (GO): extracellular region
Molecular function (GO): frizzled binding; cytokine activity
Source: RefSeq, a predicted model, not a curated record
GCCCGUGUCUUCAUCCUAGGAGGCUUCGGGCACGGCCUCCCGGAUUUGGUCUUAUCCAGUCUCAGUGGUAUUAGAUACGUGUUAAUUUCCUUCUACUCUAUUAAAAUAUGGGGGUAAAACAGCCCCCAAAGAUCAGACUUGACUAAUCUUUCAUUUUCUUUCUCCCUUUACAACAAUGCCAACUUCUGGUCAGAAGUUGUGUGUGUGCCCUGUGCUGUGAGAGUUAGAGGUUCUGCAUUGUAAAAUGUAAGUGGAGAGAGGUAAUCUGAUGGAAAAAAGAGGGGUGUUGACGUCUGAAGCUAUGUGGAGGUGAUGGAUGAAGGGCCGGAAGGAAAGGAGAACCCCACCAGACCAUUCUUCCCUUGGAGCCUUCCUGUCCAUUCCAAGAACCGGGUGGUCAGGAGCUAUUCUUUUUUCCUCAUACUUAUUCUGCCCCCCCCCCCUAACUUUAGCUUCCUCCCUGUGACUAUUCCCCUUGCUGCUUGCAUGCAUACACAAUGCACUGUGUACUCACAUCCCCGUGGCUGCCCUAGCUCCCUCCAUUGAGCCCAGGCUCCAGGCAUGGGCUGUAAUAGCUUCUUUGCUCCCUCAAAAGCAGACUUCUUCUGGCCUUGGCCAGUCCGUUCUUCUCUAGCUCCUCUAGAUUCCAUCCUGUUUUUCAGACAGACUGUCUCAAGUUUGUGACUGCAACUGUGCUUUGCUUUGUGCUUCUUAUUCCUUUUCUACAAGUUUCUCCAGCUUUUUCUGCUUUAAGAAGGGGUUGGAGUAGGAGAAUAUGGUUUAGUUUCUAGCAAGAGCUGAGAUUCUUCUUGGAGUUUCCCAUCUUCCCUUUUGCCACCCUAACUAAGCCUGGGUCAACUUCACUUCUUCCGCCUAGCUGGCAUUUCUCAUCAUUUCCACUCCCAGAUCUGGGCCCUAGAUGUACGGUUUGGUGGAAGGGAUGCCCAGACAGUGAGGCAGGGCCAGCGGCUAGCCAAAGUCACUUGCUCAGCCUUUACAUCUUUUCUCUUAAGAGAUCCCCUGAUCUGUACUUGGGUGUCACACAGGUUUGCCAGGCGUCUUGGAGCUGCCCCCUCGAUGAGGGUGUCCUCUGACCAGCUUUCCACAUCGUUUCCCUCUUUUAUCUAAUUACUCUUAACCUGCACUUCAGUUGACACCUUUAACCCAACGCGAAGGCUAUUUUUUUGGGGGUGGCUUAAAGGGGAGGCACUAGAUUGAGCUGUAGUGGUAUGAGGAGUUCAAACGCCCUUCUUUAACCUUAUUUCACUGCUGUGCCAAACAUCUCAAAAGCCCCCAGCCCUCUUCUCUGCACACUGGGAACAGAUUCUCAAGAUCUUUACAGUGUUCGCUUUCCCGGGCCCCUGUUGGAAAACAUUUAGCUCAUUCUUCGGGAAACUCAACUUCUGACCAGAACUUUUGUUUUACCCCUAGUGUGACAGUCUCCCGAGAUGUCUCAUUUCAUACUGUCUUUUCCGAUCAGAUCUCUUGGUAAACAGAUGGGGGACGUUUCACCCUUGAGUGUAUGUAUUUUGUUAGCGAGUUCGCUAUGGGUUCCUCGAGUCUCAAACUUGUGGGGCCCUUUCUGGGUUGGGACAAGAUUGGAGUGGGAAGAAGGCCAAGGUGUUUCCGGGCAAGCGCACGGGGUUAAGUGGAGGCUCUACUCCAGGCGCUCUCCGGUCCGAUCCCCAUGGAGCCACCCCUCCCCACCCCCCUACCCCUACCAAGGACUGGGGAGACCCGAGUGGUGGGAAGCGAUGGCUCCAUUCCCAGUUGGCCCUUGUUCUGGGAACUUGGUAGAGUCGCCCCGGGGACGCAGGACUGGGAGUGGGUUCGGUUUGUGUGGCUUCGGCUCUAACAAAGAGAUUCGCUGUAAUCCGCGGAAUCUGUUAUCAAUUUCUCCGCUGCCCGCGCCCCGCCCCGGGCGCCCCGCCCGCAGCAAACUUGGAAAGUGCGCGCGAACUGCAGCGAUUGGGGAGCGCACACCGAAGACCGUCCGAACGUGUGUAUCUGUGCACGCCUAUGUGUGUAAAUGUGCACGAGGAAGUCGAUUGGAAUAUUAAGCCCAGCAAUGGCUUUGGGGACGGCUGGAGGUACAAUGUCUUCCAAGUUCCUCCUUACGGCGUUGGCCUUAUUUUUCUCCUUCGCCCAGGUUGUAAUUGAAGCCAAUUCUUGGUGGUCGCUAGGUAUGAAUAACCCUGUUCAGAUGUCAGAAGUAUAUAUCAUAGGAGCGCAGCCCCUCUGCAGCCAACUGGCAGGACUUUCUCAAGGACAGAAGAAACUGUGCCACUUGUAUCAGGACCACAUGCAGUACAUAGGAGAAGGCGCGAAGACAGGCAUCAAGGAGUGCCAGUAUCAGUUCCGACACCGAAGGUGGAACUGCAGCACAGUGGACAACACCUCUGUGUUCGGCAGAGUUAUGCAGAUAGGCAGCCGAGAGACAGCCUUCACAUAUGCUGUGAGCGCCGCAGGGGUGGUGAACGCCAUGAGCCGAGCUUGCCGCGAGGGCGAGCUGUCCACCUGCGGCUGCAGCCGCGCUGCGCGCCCCAAGGACUUGCCGCGGGACUGGCUAUGGGGCGGCUGCGGGGACAACAUCGACUAUGGCUACCGCUUUGCCAAGGAGUUCGUGGACGCGCGCGAGCGGGAGCGCAUCCAUGCCAAGGGCUCCUACGAGAGCGCUCGCAUCCUCAUGAACCUGCACAACAACGAGGCGGGCCGCAGGACAGUGUACAAUCUGGCCGAUGUGGCUUGCAAGUGCCAUGGGGUGUCAGGCUCAUGUAGCCUCAAGACGUGCUGGCUGCAGCUGGCUGACUUCCGCAAGGUGGGCGAUGCACUGAAGGAAAAGUAUGACAGCGCCGCAGCCAUGCGCCUCAACAGCCGGGGCAAGCUGGUGCAGGUCAACAGUCGCUUCAACUCACCCACCACGCAGGACCUGGUCUACAUUGACCCCAGCCCUGACUACUGUGUGCGCAAUGAGAGUACGGGCUCCCUGGGCACUCAGGGCCGCCUGUGCAACAAGACGUCAGAGGGCAUGGAUGGCUGUGAGCUCAUGUGCUGUGGUCGGGGCUACGAUCAGUUCAAAACCGUGCAGACGGAGCGCUGUCACUGCAAGUUCCACUGGUGCUGCUAUGUCAAGUGUAAGAAGUGCACAGAAAUCGUGGACCAGUUUGUAUGCAAAUAGUGGGCACCUGCUCACCACCCAGCCCCAUUCCCAGACCCACUUAUUUAUAGAAAGUACAGUGAUUUUGGUUCUCUCUCUCUUCUUAAAUAUAUAUAUUUUAAUCCCUCCCCCACAGAACCACAACCAGAAGCAUAUUUUUUCUGUUACCAUCUAAGAAUUUUGUGGAUUAUUAUUAAUAUUAUAAGUAUUACUUGGCAAUAAUAGGGGUGGGAAUCAAGGAAAAUAUUUAUUUUGUAGAUCUCUGCAAAGUUGGGCAAGCCUUGUUCUAAUAGUGUAAGAUGAAGGGGAGAUGGCUAAGACCCUAACUUAGCCAUCCAGAUGAAGUAGGCAUCUACAGGUACAGAAAAUUCCUUCUUUUUGUCUCAAUUACAGAGUACUAUGGGAUGAGUAAGAACCAGUUGGAAGAGGGUGGCACAAAUCUUGGUGUGCUUCAGCUCCUAGGACCAAAAUGAAUCAUUAAUACUCUGAAAAGCCAAAAUUCAGAAAACCAAGCCCCUUUCUCUAGGGGCUGCCAGCCUGCUUUUUUGUUUUUUUAAUGUUUUCAAAAUCAUUUGAAUUGUAAGAGCAAGAGCCUCAUUAUAUUCAAAGUUAAAAAGGCAUAUUGUGUGUGUGUGUGUGUGUGUGUGUGUGUGUGUGUGUGUGUGUGUAAUUCCCAAGUAUUUCAUCAUCUGAUGGUCUUAUUCUAGUAGUUUAUGAAACAGGGAGAAGGAAAGUUCCCAGAAAUUAAAAAAGUUUGAAAAUUCUUUUGGGACCAUGAAUUGAACGUGUUAAAUAAUUCUGUAUACUAGCCGUUGUUGUUGUAGUUUGUUUGGGAAGAGGGUGAUAGCUUGAAUAUAAAGAACAAUAGCUUGUAAUUGUCUUAGGAACACUUGUUUCCUAAAUGCUAAUUGAAGGUAAUACACAGAUUCUAUUGCCAAAUCUUCUGCCCACAGAUCACAGGUGAUCACAUGCAGUUCAGUCCUGUGCUACAGCAGGCAAAAAUUGAAAUCUUUCUUCUUACUUGGCCACAAAGCAUCUCCACAAAGCAUCUUUGUUUCCUCUAUGUUGUGAUGAGCUGCUGGCCACACAUCCCAAGGGCAGCUUAGCUCCUUUGGGCUCCAUUUGUAGGACAGGAAAUGGAAUGUCUUCUAAGGAAAGUUUGCCACUUAGGGAUUUUCUAAUAUUUUUAUUUGGAGGCACAGUAACUUCAUGGUUUUGAUGAUAUCACUUGGCUGAAGCAAUACACAGAGGUGUCUCGCAUUUUGCUGUUAAAAUCCUGUGUUAGUGUAUCCACUCAUGCUUUUCCUAUUAUCCUGCAGGUACUAAAGCUGUUCCUAGUGUACUUGAACAGUUGCAUUUAUAAAGGGUGAUGGGGAAAUGUGGUUUAAUGGUGCCUGAUAUUUCAGUCUUUUGUACAUAACAUAUAUAUAUAUACAUAUAUAAAUAUAAAUAUAAUUAUAUCUCUGUGCAGCCAGUGAUUUAGAUUUAUAGUUGACUCUGGCCUUAUUUCUCUGUCUGGAGCAGUGUCAUACUUCAUUGCAAUCCAGUUGGUAUUUUUUUUCUAAAAGAAUUUUGAGUUUCAAGCUUGGUGCGUGGCCCUGGCAGGAUCAUACCCCAGCACCAGGAAGAAAGCUGUGCCAGAGGAGUCUUGAUGGUGUGACUCACUGAAAUAACGUGCCGUUCUUCACCUCCCUUUCUGUAUCCAUCUGUGGAGAGGGCAGAAUGGUUCCUCACAGAUGUCACUAUAAAGAGAUCCAGGAGUAUUGUUGCUUUCCUUCACUUAGGACAUCUGUAGAGUGGAAGUGUGUGUGUCAGAUUUGGUGCUACUUGUCAGAGUCCCUGUUCCUACACAGAUAACUGGCUUAACUUUUUUUCCCCCCAACAGAGACAUCACUUUUCCAAAAGUGCCAUCAAAUGUGUUCUUCUCUCAGACUGACAUUUCUUUAAAGGUUUGGAAAGAUGUAUGUGUUCCAUAGCUUUUCUAGGCAUGGUGGCCUUCAUGCCCCCUCAGCCAGCUGUGGCUCUUAACUCAUUGUACAGGAUACUUACUUCCCCUCAGUUGCAGUGAAUUGCAAGCAAAAGAUCUUGAAAUUAAAAAAAAAAGCACUAAUUAGUUAGAAAUGUCACUUUUUGGUUUUUAUUCUACAAAAACCAUGAAGUAACUUGUUAUUUGCGAAAUCAGAUUGUGUCCUUUUUUUUUUUUUUAAAAAAGCGAUUCAUGUUUAUGAACAGAGUGGAAUUUAACAAUCCUAGCUUUUCAAAAGAAACUAUUUAAUGUAAAAAUAUUCUACAUGUCAUGCAGAUAUUAUGUAUAUCUUAUAUGGCCUUUAUUCUGUACUUUUAAUGUACAUAUUUCUGUCUUGUGUGAUUUGUAUAUUUCACUGGUUUAAAAAAACAAACAUCAAGAGGCUUAUGCCAAUGGAAGAUAGAAUAUAAAAUAAAAUGUUACUUGUAUAUUGGUAAGUGGUUUUAGUUGUCCUUCAUGUGGAGAUUUUUUGGCAAACUCGUGGGGAAAGCGUAGAAGAGUGAAGAACUUUACCCAAACCAAACUAUUUCAAAGCUUCAAAAGAUUUCUAUAUGUAACAGAACAAAAGGGGAAUUUUCUUUUCUUAUAUAUGUUCUUCAAAAAAAAAUCAAACAGAUGGCUUAAAGCUGUAUGUAGGAUAGCUCACAUACUUUUAGCAUUAUGCAUGUAACUUAAUUGUUUUAGAGCGUGUUGCUGUUGUAACCUCGAGGACAAGAACCAGAAAGGCACAUGCUUUUAUCCAUGACCAGAUUUUCAGUCACAAUACGUAUAUGUAAUCGUUGUAUGUUUACCACUGCAAGGACAGCAGCUAUUUGAAUUUCUUGUGCACUGCGUGUGGUGUCUCUGUCCCUUGGAAGGCAGGUUUAAAAAAAAAUCCUCAGUCUACAGAGAAUGAACUCAUUGGAAACUAAAGGUUUCUUGUGUUAAUUGCCAUUAAGUUUCAGUGCUUUCUGAAAAUGUACACAGAAAUCUGGGUAGUGCCUUGCAGACUGAUAAACUAGCCCUUUGCUGCUUUUCUUUUUACUUUUGGAUAACCUUAUAACAUACUGAAACCUUUUAAGGAAGCCAAGAAUGCAUUAUUCAAAAAAAAAAAAGAAAAGAAAGAAAGCAAGCAAAAAACCAGUAGACCAACAUAUAGAGUGUUUAAAAUAGAUUUCUGGGCAAAUUGAAACCCUUGUGGUUCUAGGAGUCACAUCUGUUUCAGUUUUUCGUCUGUUGUGUAGUGACCAGUGUUCUUUAUUGCAAAAGCAUAUAGUCGACAUAGCAAAGUCAGCAUCUUUUUCCUUCUUAUCCUGGAGUUCUCUCAAUAUGGGGCCCGGGUGGGGGCGCUUUGUGGGAUGAAUGAAAACUGUAUCUAUUAGGAGGGACAGUCGUGUUCAGAAUGUUUGAGGUGGGUUAAGGAAGAGGAAGCUUUUAUGGCAGUUAGCGUUUCUCAGAUCAGCUUCUUGGUUCAUUUCUUUUCAAAUUCAAGAGUAAGGCUGGCAGUGCCUCACUGUGAGCAGCCAGCCUAUUAUAACCCUCACCUGCCAAUGAUGAUGUUGCCGAUGACGAUUUUCAAUUUGUUCUUACACACCAUGAUCCAAGCCACUGGAAAAUGACCAGAUCUAUCACUGAGAGCAGAAUGAUAAAUCCUCUAAUAAAUGGGUGGUAGGUGGCUCCAUCCAAGUUAAACAACCCUCAAAAUCCAAGUGACCCAUAUCCCCACUGAGUGACAUAAGAGAGUCAGAAACAAGAAAAGGACUUAAAACUCAGAGCAUAUAUUUAAUGCAAAUUAGUACCAAGUUAUAGGCAGGUCUAAAAUACUGUAUUAUCACUGUAAAGGAUACCUUAAAAUAUUUAUUUUUAAGAAAAUAUUUUCUAGUUUCCCUUCUCUCCAUGGAGUGGUAAAAAUGAGAUUCUGUGUUUUGAAAAUGAUAUAAUAAAAUUUAAUACAGGAAAGUUUUAGAGACCUAGGAAUUACAACUUAGAAAAGAGAUCUUCUAAUUUGCUUGUUAACAUGAAUUUUACAUUUAAAAUUGAUGAGUGGGUAUGUUUUAUUUUAGGGAGAGAUCUUGUUAGCCAAUUCAAAAAAUGGAUGUAAUUAAAUGUUGAUAUAAUUUUUUUAAAUGUUACUAGUUUGGAUCUAGAAGACUGAAUUAAAACACGGUCUCUAUUUUGAAAGCAAAGAAAGAAUAGAAGAAAACAGCAUCUUAGAGAAUUUUUAUAUGCAGUGUACAAUUUACUGGGCUAGAAAUGAGAUAAAGAUUAUUUAUUUUGUUCAUAUCUUGUACUUUUCUAUUAAAAUCACUUUAUGAAA